This is a messenger RNA of Drosophila teissieri, 356 nucleotides long. RefSeq lists its product as uncharacterized. The transcript has a single exon. The record is from RefSeq and is a predicted model, not a curated record. Bases 87 to 221 code for a protein of 44 amino acids. Lineage: Eukaryota; Metazoa; Arthropoda; Insecta; Diptera; Drosophilidae.
GUGGUGAAAAUCUCUCUGACGCACAACUCAGAAAUUCAGAAAUCGAAGCUGAAAAUCAUUGGAAAGCCCCCUAAAAACCCUGGAAAAUGUCGUGGGAUACUCAGGAGUGUAGCAAUCAAGAUGAGGAAUUCGAACGGCCCAGCAGGACCCUGGUGCUGGUAAUCUUCACCCUGGCCGUUUUCCUCAAGUUGUGCAUCAUUCUGGUGGAGAUUAUGGUGUGAGGGAAUUACCUGCAAUGAGACAAGGGAAAAGGUCGUAAUUAGUUGCUGUUUUCUUCCAUUUUCCCAAUGCACAGAGAUAAGUGUAAACAAAGAACUAUAAAAAGCCGAUUCAGUGGGAUCAAAUUGUGAAGUGAC